AUGGCGUUUGAAGAUCCUACAAUGGAGAAAGGGACAACUUCGAGGGCAUCAUCCGGACCUUCGUAUGAGGUUUUUCUAAGCUUUCGAGGACCCGAUACCCGUCAUGGAUUCACCGAUUGUCUUUACCAUGGCAUGACUAGUGCCGGGAUCCUCGUCUUCAGGGAUGAUGAAUCCCUUCGCGUUGGCGAAAGAAUUGGUGGUGAACUUCUGCAAGCAAUUGAGAAGUCCAAGAUCUAUAUUCCCAUAUUUUCCACAAAUUAUGCUUCGAGUCAUUGGUGCCUCCACGAGCUCACAUACAUGGUAGAGUGCACCUCGAAAUCAAAUGACAGCAAAGAGAUUCUGCCCAUUUUCUUCAAUGUGGAACCUGCUGAUGUCAAACUUAAAACAAAAUUAUAUAGCCAAGCCCUUUCAAAGUAUGAGAAGCAGUUUAGCACUGAAGUAGAGUCAUGGGAAAAGUCUCUUAUCGAGGUGGACGAGAUUAAGGGGUGGAACUUGAAGAAAGAUGAAGGCCAGGGAGAUCCGAUCCAAUCCGUAAUUCAAACUGUUUUGGUUAAGCUAAAUGUCAGAUUUAAAAAUGUGACUGAACAUCUAGUUGGAGUUGAUGAUCGAGUACAUUCUAUAAUCAGAAUGUUGGAUGUGGAAUAUGAUGGUGUCCAAUUUCUUGGAAUCCAUGGAAUAGGCGGGAUUAGCAAAACGACACUUGCCAAGGUUGUCUACAACCAACUGUCUUCUCAUUUCGAAGGUUGUAAUUUCCUUUCGGAUAUCCGAGAGUCAUCCCAACGCCGAGGUCCGGUAUAUUUGCAAAAACAAUUGUUAUCCAAGUUCUUGGAUUCUAGAUCUGUCGACCAAAUUCAUGAUGUUGAUGAUGGUACCAACGUGAUUAAGAGAGUACUUUGCAAAAGAAAAGUGCUCAUUGUUCUUGACGAUGUUGAUGAUAAAGAGCAACUCAAAAGUCUAGCAGAAAAAGGUAAUUGGUUUGGCUCUGGUAGUAGGAUAAUCGUAACUACUAGGAAUAGAAGUGUCCUAAUGGCCGAGGGAGAAGUAAUAGGCGAAGUCCUUGCAAAAAAGCCUACAAAAACUUCAACUUACGAAGUACAAGAAAUGGAAUUUGAGCAUGCUCUUAUGCUUUUCAGUAGGCAUGCCUUUAGAAGAGACUCUCCACCAUAUCAUUAUGCUUCCCUUUCGAAAAAUGUUGUCUCCACUUUGGGAAAGCUUCCUUUAGCAUUGGAGGUUACGGGUUCAUUCCUUUCUGGUAAAUCCAAAGCAUUAUGGGUAGACACAUGCAAGAAGCUACAAAAAGCUCCUCCCAUGGAAGUCCAAAGAACAUUGAUGAUAACUUAUGAAAGAUUAGAUGAUGCACAAAAGCAAGUAUUUUUGGAUAUAGCUUGUUUUUUUGUUAAUAAGAAUAGAACAUACCCCUUCUACAUGUGGGAUGAAUGUGGAUACUACCCACACAAUGCCAUUGAAGCCCUCUUUCUCAUGUCCUUGAUUAAAAUCAAAGAUGACAACACUUUUUGGAUGCAUGACCAAGUGCGCGAUCUCGGAAGGGAAAUUGUCCAUCAAGAGAAUUUCAAAAAUCCUUGCAAGCGUAGUAGAGUGUGGAAUCACGAGGAAGCCUUGAACAUUCUGAAGCGAAAAGAGGGAAGUGAGGAAAUAGAAGCACUGUCACUAGGAUAUCGUGGAGACGUUGUAACGCAAGAUGAAGUCGCUAAUUUACGAAACCUGAGGUUCUUUGAAGGGAAUGGGGUCUUCCUUGCUGGAGACUUUAAUAAUCUUCUCUCUCGUUUAACAUGGCUUUCUUGGCGAUGUUGCCCUUAUGAGUUUGUGGCGACGAACUUUCAUCUUCCUAAUCUAGUCAUUCUUGACGUUUCAUGCAGUGAUAUUUCAGAGAAAUGGAUUGGUUGGAACCAUAUUAGGGCGACAAGCAAACUUAAAGUACUAGAUCUCAGCUAUUGUAACUACUUAAUGAGAACACCUGAUUUAUCUAUGUUGGUGUCCUUGGAGAGAUUGAUUCUUGAAGGCUGUUGCAACUUAGUUGAAAUUGAUGCAUCCAUCGGUAAAUUAGAGCAUCUAACCGAUUUGAACUUGAAGGGAUGUGACUCUCUUGAAAAGUUGCCUGAAGAAAUAGGAUGUCUACAAGCUUUGAUAGAGAUUGUCAUGCCUAAUACGCUACGUAGACUUCCAGAGACGUUUGGUAAUUUGCGGUCAUUGUUGACCUUUGAUAUGUCACAUAGUCGGAUUAGCAAAUUGCCAUGCUCGAUUGGAGGGUUGGUGAAACUUAGGCGGUUGAAUUUAUCUGAGUGUACGAAGAUAAAAGAACUUCCAGAUUCGAUUGGGGAAUUGCAAUCAUUAGUGGAGUUGGAUUUGUCAUCGACAAGUUUGGAUCACCUACCUGAUUCAAUCGGCAAUUUAAAGCAACUGAAAGUACUUAGGAUAAACCGCAUAAGGGGGAUAACAAGAUUACCAAGUGCGAUCGGGUUGAUGGAGAUACUUGAAGAGUUGGACGCUAGUGGAUGUGGCAACUUGACCGGCGAAAUCCCCGAAGAAAUUGGGAGCCUGUCUUGUUUGAGAAUCCUGGACUUGUCAAGCACUAAAAUAUCUGGAUUGCCUAAUUCAAUUGGCAAACUAAAGCAACUGAAAGUACUUAGAAUAAACAACCUAGUUGGGAUAACAAGAUUACCAAGUGCAAUCUGGCUGAUGGAGAAGCUUGAAGAGUUGCAUGCUAGUAGAUGUUACUUCAUGAGAGGUAUAUACGAAUUACCCACCACGGUGAGUGGUCUCUCCAAUCUCCAAAUACUUAAUCUAGAAUCAUGUCCUGGAGGUGAACAGUUGCCAGAGCUUCCCCCAAAUUUGUUUGAUGUCGGAAUUUCCUGGUAUAUUUUGGGCGGAGUUGGAGGUCAUCCAUAUGCAGCUGUCCAUGAAAAGGAUGUCAGACUUACGGAAAUUGAGAAAGCUAAGGAAGCUCAGAGUAGGAGAAUGUCCAAAGCUAAGGAGCGUGGAAGGUCUACUGGGAAUCUUCGCAGAAGUGGUGGAUUCACGAUUGCAGGCGGUUGCCCAACCGUAACAGUUAUUGAAGAUGUCGUGAUAACAGAUAUUCGGUGUUUCCUGGACUCGACCACGCUGCGUAUUUUUGAGCUGGUUACACUGAAUCCCACACCGAUGAAAGUCCGGCAAGGGUUCGAAUCAUAA
Molecule: messenger RNA, 3189 nt
Organism: Rhodamnia argentea
Lineage: Eukaryota; Viridiplantae; Streptophyta; Magnoliopsida; Myrtales; Myrtaceae
Product: disease resistance protein RPV1-like
Exons: 8
Coding region: 1-3189 (1062 amino acids)
Biological process (GO): signal transduction; defense response
Molecular function (GO): protein binding; ADP binding
Source: RefSeq, a predicted model, not a curated record